UAGAAAUAGUGAAGCCAUUUCCUUUACUUUCUAAUGCUCGUUUGAGUUACCAAUAAUUUUGCUGAAAUGUAUCGAAAUAGAUUGCUAGCAACAAAAAUAGUGUUAUGGCAAAAAACAUCUAUACAACAGCUAUACUUGAUAAACAACAAAAAUACUCUUGUCAACAACGUUAAACGACAUCAUUACUCCUCUUUGCGCAGCAUCCGUUCCCCAGGUCCCCGAAGUCGAGUGUUGAGUCAUGUAGAGGGACGUCAAAAACCAAUAAUACGUUCGACUGUCGAAGCAACAGUUCCUAAAGCAGCAGCAGCAGCAGCAGCAGCUACUACUAAUUCUGUUCCUAAAAGCCAAUAUAGUGAUGAACACAAACUCGUUUUUGAUAAACCUACUCCCUCCGCCACCAUUGAUACCUUGGUGGAAGUUCCAGUCUCACCCAAUCAAGUCAUCAAACCAGACUACAAAGGGGCAUCUCUUCUCACUCAGCCAGCCAUCGUUGUUGGCCGUGAGCUAGAAAUGCUAAAUGUUUUUCUCGGCUACGAACAAGCCAACAGAUAUAAAAUUAUGGAUCCCGAGGGAAACUUGAUCGGUUACAUCGCUGAAGAAGAAGGUUUAGCCAAGUCUGUGGGGCGGCAGCUACUAAGAACCCAUCGUAAAAUGAAUGCCACUAUUUUGAAUCCUCAAGGAGAAGUGAUUUAUAAGAUUACAAGGCCUUAUUCACUCAUUAAUAGUCGUAUAUUUAUUUAUACGGCGAAUGAUGAGUUGGUAGGCGAAGUUCAACAGCGAUGGCAUUUGUUAAGGAGAAAAUAUGACCUGUUUGUAGGAAAAAAUCAGUUUGCUAUGAUUGAUGCACCCUUCUUAGGGUGGGACUUUAAUCUGCAAGAUGAAGAUGGAAAAACAUUGGGAAAUGUUAGUCGAAACUUUGUAGGAUUCGCUAGAGAGAUUUUCACCGAUUCUGGUCAAUAUGUGCUAAGAAUGGAUGCUGCCGAUAGUGGUGCUAGGGGCAUGACUUUAGAUGAAAGAGCCGUGACGCUAGCUUGCGCUAUAUCUAUUGAUUUUGAUUAUUUCUCUAGGCACUCAACACAUGGGUAAGUUUUUGAAAGCUGUCCUUUCUUUCUUGACUCGUUGAUG
This is a messenger RNA of Mycotypha africana, 1125 nucleotides long. RefSeq names its product Scramblase-domain-containing protein. The coding region runs from base 67 to 1086 and encodes 339 amino acids. Gene Ontology annotation, cellular component: plasma membrane. Gene Ontology annotation, molecular function: phospholipid scramblase activity. The record is from RefSeq and is a predicted model, not a curated record. Gene Ontology annotation, biological process: plasma membrane phospholipid scrambling. The transcript has 4 exons. Lineage: Eukaryota; Fungi; Mucoromycota; Mucoromycetes; Mucorales; Mycotyphaceae.